AUGCAGCACAGCACUGGAACCCUUCGCUUCUGCUUGUCUUUCCUGUCGACUCCAUCUCCCCACAGUUGCGGCGGGCUAGCGAUCAGGUUGGCCUCAUGGUCUACUGGUCAAGUCAAGGUCAAGGUGAGAGGGUUCGCAGGGGCUUUGACAGCCCUCAACCAACAUGCACCGUUCGGUCCCGUCAAGGGUCACUCAGGCCGCGCGAUGCCAGAGAUGGUCACCUCCAGACCCUGUUAUGCCUGGGGCCAACUACUGGGGGCUAACUCGACUAGCAGCUCUAGGACAACGACCAUGGUGAAUGAGACGUGGAGGAUGCUGGAUCUUGGCGAAAGUCUCCAUCAAGCCUCGAUGGAGGACAUGGAUAGAUUGACAAGGACAUGGCCUGGUAAACCCACCCUCUGUAGAUUUAGCGCCAGAAGGGCCCUGACAGAGGUGCUUCAGGGUACACAGCAGGCCCGCUUGAGUGGGACCUUCCCUUGUCUAGAUUCUGGAUUGACAAGAAUGUUGCAGACAAAAUCGUACUAUACCUGCCUACGGAGUAUAUGUCAGCGAAAUAGAUACGAGAGCAGGGGUUUCACUUGCGAGCAACUGCAGCUAUGA
Messenger RNA from Fusarium graminearum PH-1, 600 nucleotides. RefSeq lists its product as uncharacterized. The transcript has a single exon. Lineage: Eukaryota; Fungi; Ascomycota; Sordariomycetes; Hypocreales; Nectriaceae. Bases 1 to 600 code for a protein of 199 amino acids. The record is from RefSeq and is a predicted model, not a curated record.